UCCAACAUGUCAAGCUCAGGUCGGCCUUGUUAACCUCCAGCUCACUCAUCAGCUUCAAACCGAGACUCACGACGCUUCCAGCCACGAUCAUCCUCAUCUUUCGACCCCGAACUCCGACAAGUCGCAGAAAUGUCUACGAUAGCCUCACCACGCGAUCCUCCUCGCCGCACUCCCACAAACUCCAACCGUCCCUCCUUCGAAACCUCUCGGUCCGCGCUGGCGUCUCCCGUUCUCACACAAGGACCUACACAACCUCCGGGCCCCCCUCAGCAACAGCAACGUAAAACGUCGAAUCGCGCUGCUCUUCGCGAGUACUACAAUCUGCGCGCCUCAGCCCCUCGUAUAGAGAUUCCCGAUUCCGAAGUCCCAGCUACAGAGAUCGAUGCCCCUGACUUCAAUGCCGAUGAAUAUGUCGCCAAGGUUGUUGAGAAGAGCAGUCUUGAGGAGCUUCUGAGGCUAUAUACACGAGUCGUGGGAGAAGUGCGCGCGCUGGAUGCGGAGAAGAAGGCUUUGGUAUACGACAAUUACAGUAAGCUUAUUACAGCAACAGAGACUAUUCGCAAGAUGAGAGCAAAUAUGGACCCUUUGAAUCCUAUGGCCUCAACACUCGACCCAGCAAUAGCACGAAUCUACAGCCAAGCAUCCUCCAUCCGAGAUGCCCUUCGGGAAACAGUUCCCUCACCAGAUUCUGAGGAGGGCAAGAAACGAGACGCAGCAAACAGACAACAACGAACAAGAGAACUUGCAGCACAGGUCCUAGCGACGCCUGAGAGAUUACGUGCUCUUGUUCGUGAGGGAAAGGUUGCGCAAGCGCGCAAAGAGUGGGUGAUGCCACGAAAACUGCUAGAAUCAUGGAAAGAGAAAGGACUUGGUGGCAGUGAUGUCGAAGAGUGCAUUGAAGAGGGUGAUGAGGCGUUGAGACCAGUCGAUGAUAAGAGCAGCGCUUCAAGCCCAAGGAUAUCAAGGGACGAACGACUAUCAAGAGAUGAAAGGCGAUCGAGAGAUAGUCGUGUGUCAAAAGACGGACGGUCAUGAGCUGCAGGUCACGAAAUAUACCCAAUGAAUUAUUGCAAACCCUCAUUAACGGAGGCGUUUCUAAGAUCUUAUUAUUCAAUAUCAUGAAAGAGGUUCAUUUUACUCACAGC
Molecule: messenger RNA, 1145 nt
Organism: Fusarium verticillioides 7600
Lineage: Eukaryota; Fungi; Ascomycota; Sordariomycetes; Hypocreales; Nectriaceae
Exons: 2
Coding region: 130-1035 (301 amino acids)
Biological process (GO): Golgi vesicle transport; retrograde transport, endosome to Golgi; lysosomal transport
Cellular component (GO): EARP complex; membrane; GARP complex
Source: RefSeq, a predicted model, not a curated record